GCUUAAAACAAAGUUAAUAAUACAUUCUCAUUUGUCAUUUUGUAUUUUAACACGGUUCUCGUCAAAACUUAAGUGACGAUUAUGAAGUAUACACUUUUAAUUUGUUUUUAUUUUGGUAUAAACCAAACUUUCGCUGAGGAAUGCAGCAGACCAAACAAUUUAAAAAGCAAGGAAGAGUAUUGUUGGAAGGCCGAAGUAGAAUUGGUCGAAAGAAUUCAACAAACAUCAAAAAGUGUCUUAAAUUUUGCCAAAAAGAAACUUGGAAUGGAGGUGGAAGAACAAAACGAACCACAAAAGUGCAGCUAUUAUCAGUGUCAAUUAAGUCAACUUCAGUUGAUCAAUCAAAAAGGAUUUCCCAUCAUGGAUAACUUUGAGAAAUGGAUAGCAAAUGAAGUGGUCUAUGAACAGGCAAAACAGCUCUUAAAUCAGUUAAAUAAAUGUAACGAUGCUUUGUCAAAAGCUACAGCUACAGAUACACAAUUCAAUGGUGAUUUUAUUAAUUUAUCGGUCAACAACCAGACGGAGGCGGAUAUGACUCCUGAAAGUACUACACAGAAAGCACAGUCAGAUUGUGAAUUAGCUGCUGAAUUCGUUAAAUGUCUCUCUCAUCUACCUGGAUGUCCAGUUUUUCUAUAUCCAUAACUGCUAGGAAUACCCUGUUUUAGGUGGUAGUCUUUUAACAUUUUAGUUUAGUUUUGCUAUAUGUAUGUUUAAUCAUAAAAGCAAUAUGUAAUUGCAAGACUUUUUUAUAAAAUUACUUUUUAACUAAAA
Messenger RNA from Aethina tumida (small hive beetle), 771 nucleotides. RefSeq lists its product as uncharacterized. The record is from RefSeq and is a predicted model, not a curated record. Bases 82 to 642 code for a protein of 186 amino acids. Lineage: Eukaryota; Metazoa; Arthropoda; Insecta; Coleoptera; Nitidulidae. Gene Ontology annotation, molecular function: odorant binding. The transcript has 7 exons.